Ananas comosus (pineapple) is the source of this 1081-nucleotide messenger RNA. RefSeq names its product peroxidase 1-like. Gene Ontology annotation, molecular function: heme binding; peroxidase activity. Gene Ontology annotation, biological process: response to oxidative stress; hydrogen peroxide catabolic process. NCBI's taxonomy places the organism in Eukaryota, Viridiplantae, Streptophyta, Magnoliopsida, Poales, Bromeliaceae. The coding region runs from base 1 to 921 and encodes 306 amino acids. The transcript is spliced from 4 exons. The record is from RefSeq and is a predicted model, not a curated record.
AUGGUUUCCAUCAAGUAUUGCCGACGGUCUCUAGUGCAAGUGGUAAAGUAUUUGCUGGGUUGCGAUGGCUCCGUCCUCAUCGACUCGACCGCGAACAACACCGCCGAGAAAGACGCCAUCCCCAACAACCCGAGCCUCCACGGCUUCGAGGUGAUCGACGCCGCCAAGUCGGUCGUCGAAGCCCAGUGCCCCGAAACCGUCUCCUGCGCCGACAUCCUCGCCUUUGCGGCCCGCGAUAGCAUCACCCUGACCGGCAACGUCACCUACCAGGUCCCUGCGGGACGCCGCGACGGCACCGUCUCGAACGCGUCGGAGGUCAUUCCAAACAUCCCAGCGCCGACCUUCAACUCGACGCAGCUGAUAAACAGUUUCCAGGCGAAAAACCUGACAGCAGAGGAGAUGGUGAUUCUCUCCGGCGCCCACACUGUUGGUGUGUCCCACUGCUCCUCUUUCCUCAACAGGAUCUACAACUUCAGCAACACCAGCCAGGUGGACCCGACGAUGAGCCCGGCAUAUGCGAAGCUGCUGCAGGCGCUGUGCCCGUCGAACAGCACGCGGUUCACGCCCAUCACGACGGGGCUGGACGUGAUCAGCCCCGGCGUGCUGGACAACAAGUACUACGUCGGCCUGACGAACUCGCUGAGCCUGCUCACGUCCGACCACGCCCUCCUCACGGACGCCAACCUCAGCGCGGCGGUCAGCCGGUUCGCGACCCACCAGUCGGCGUGGGAGUCGAAAUUCACCAAGGCCAUGGUCAGGAUGGGCGAGAUUCAGGUCCUGACCGGGACCGAGGGACAGAUCAGGCUCAACUGCAGAGUUGUGAACAAUGCCUCCACUACUGCAGCAGCAGCAGCAGCAACUGGGUUUGGGUCUGUGGUGGGCUCUAGCCACUAUACUGCUGGAGGGGUGGCCACUAUCUAGUCUAAGUUAUGAUUGCAUGAAUAAAUUUUAAAAAAAAUUACAUAUAUAAAUAAAUGUAAGUGUGUAGAGAGAGAGAGAGAGAGAGAGAGAGAGAGAGAGAGAGUGUAAUUUGUGGUGUGAGAACUUAUUUUAUAUCUGCAAGCAUGAUAUUGGAGUUUAA